Messenger RNA from Aaosphaeria arxii CBS 175.79, 1740 nucleotides. Its product is annotated as cytochrome P450 monooxygenase. Gene Ontology annotation, molecular function: monooxygenase activity; heme binding; iron ion binding. The coding region runs from base 1 to 1587 and encodes 528 amino acids. The transcript has a single exon. NCBI's taxonomy places the organism in Eukaryota, Fungi, Ascomycota, Dothideomycetes, Pleosporales. The record is from RefSeq and is a predicted model, not a curated record.
AUGUUCGUGUCAACACCUUAUGCUGCAGCUCUUGGAGCCUGCUUGCUUGUUUACUUCGUUGUGUUUCCGGUUAUUGUUUAUUUCCGCGAUGCUAAGGGCCUUCGACGUUAUCCCAACAUGCAUCCUCUGUCGGGAAUAUCAAAUAUCCCCUUCAUGAUAGUAGCACACAGUCACGCCCGCUCAUCAUACCUCGCCAAGUUGCACAAAACUCACCCAGUGAUUCGAACCGGUCCAAGUUCAUUGUCAUAUGGAGAUGUCCGUGCAAUCAAGGACAUCUACGGACAUAACACUCCCUGCACCAAGGACCAGACUUAUAUCGCCGGAGCUGGAACUCAUUACCAUCUUGCCGACGUCGUGAACAAGCACGAUCAUCAGAGAAAGAGGAAGGUACUCAGUGCUGCAUACGCUAUCAAGAACCUUGAAGGAUGGGAACAUAAGGUUGCAGAUAAAACACUACGCAUGUUGAAGCAUUUUGACACAUGUUGCACCAAGCCGUUGGCUAAGGGUGCGAUCCCGAAACCGGAAGACGUCAACCUCGACUAUCGAGCUUGGACCAACUUCUUCUCCCUCGACGCUAUCGCAGACAUUGGUAUUUCCGAGAAGCUGGGCUUCCUUGACCAAGGAAACGACAGCAUCCAGGGUCGCCGCACAGAUGGUACAACGUAUGAUUGUAAUCUCCGCGAAUGUCUUUAUGGAAGCAAUAUCAAGCAGUCUUUGCUUUUGUACUCAUAUCAGAGCUACCCUUUACUCAACAAACUAUCGAACGUCAUUCCAUACUACGGUCGGAUGGGGAAGCUCGCCACAAAGUGGGAUGGGAUUCCAACCGAGCUCGCACAUCGCCGACUACAACGCUAUCGUGCAGGAGAGAAGUUGGACGACUUCUUCCAAGCCUUGAUGGAAGAUAAAAAUGGCCACCCCAAUAACCUAGAAUGGGGUGAAAUUGUUGCGGAGAUCAACAUUAUGAUGAACGCAGGCAGCGUUACCACGGCGAUUGCGAUGACAAACGUUCUAUACCAACUUUUGAAGAACCCCACUGCCAUGCAGAAGGUCGUUGAAGAGAUCGAUGCUGCUCUGGAAGACGAUGAGGAGGAAGACGAGAGCGGAGUGAUCAGUCAUGACAAAGUCAAACAUCUACCGUAUUUGCGGGCCUGCAUUGACGAAUCCUUGCGACUGUUUCCACCAACUCCUCAAAAUCUCGGUCGUGAAACACCUCCUGAUGGCACAAACAUCCUUGGAGAUUACAUUCCAGGAGGCGUUUCUGUCUCUAUGUCGGCGCUCGUUGCUCACCGCUGCGAAAGAACCUUCCCACAAGCAGAUCAGUACAUCCCUGAACGGUGGUUGGGUGAAGAAGGCAAAGCGCUUCAGCCAUACUUCAUCACAUUCUCUGCAGGAGCACGUGGCUGCAUUGGUCGAAAUAUCUCCUAUCUCGAACAGACGGUCGUGUUGGCAAGCGUCUUGAAGAGAUAUGGGUUUGCUCUUAGCAAACCUGACUUUGAGCUGAAACGAUGCGAGGGCAUGAAUUGGUUGCUUGAAGAUAUGCCUGUCAAGAUUUGGAGAAGGGAAUCAACAAAUAAUACAACCGUUUGAGCGUUGCAACGAAGAUAAACUCGGCAUAUGGACGAACUUAUUGCGUGUAUGAGGAACAGCAUCAGGAGAAUAGCAUCAGGGGAACAGCAUUGGCGGCGUUUCGGGCCAGAUGAGGGCAUAUCUUUCCCAGUGCAGACUAUUUGGCGGGACUAG